AUGUUAAUUGUUCAGAAACCUGGAUGGAGAAAGUUUGUAGCAUAUGUUGGGCCUGGUUUUCUCGUCUCAUUAGCUUACCUUGAUCCUGGCAACCUGGAAACGGACUUGCAGGCAGGAGCUAAUCACGGGUUCGAGCUUCUAUGGGUGGUGCUUAUCGGAUUAAUAUUUGCGCUCAUAAUCCAAUCCCUUUCUGCAAAUCUUGGCGUAAGCACCGGAAAACAUCUAUCAGAAGUGUGCAAAUCCGAAUAUCCAAUAUUUGUGAAGUAUUGUCUAUGGUUGUUAGCUGAAGUUGCUGUAAUAGCAGCCGAUAUUCCAGAAGUGGUAGGAACAGCCUUCGCUCUGAAUAUUCUAUUCCAUAUUCCUGUUUGGGCUGGAGUUCUCCUCACUGGUUUAAGUACCAUUUUGCUUCUUGGUCUUCAAAGAUAUGGGGCGAGGAAGCUGGAAUUGUUGAUAGCAAUAUUAGUGUUCGUAAUGGCGGCGUGUUUCUUCGGAGAAAUGAGCUACGUGAAGCCUCCAGCGAGCGGUGUUUUGAAAGGAAUGUUUGUUCCAAAGCUCAAAGGCGAAGGAGCCACCGCCGACGCCAUUGCUCUUCUGGGCGCCCUCGUUAUGCCGCAUAACCUGUUUCUUCAUUCCGCUCUUGUGCUCUCAAGAAAAGUCCCCAAUUCUGUUAGCGGUAUCAACGACGCUUGUAGGUACUUCCUAAUAGAGAGCGGAAUUGCAUUGUUCAUAGCAUUUUUAAUAAACGUCGCCGUUGUUUCUGUUUCCGGCACCGUCUGUACCGUCGGAAAUGUCGCCCAAACUACCGCCGAUCAAUGCUCCGACAUAACUCUCAACUCCGCCUCCUUCCUCCUCCAGAAUGUAUUGGGAAAAUCAAGCUCCACUAUUUACGCCAUAGCGUUAUUUGCAUCGGGACAAAGCUCCAGCAUCACCGGCACUUAUGCCGGUCAGUUCAUUAUGCAGGGAUUUUUGGACUUGAAAAUGAAAACAUGGGCAAGAAAUCUAAUGACAAGGUCCAUUGCAAUAACGCCAAGUCUUAUCGUAUCCAUCAUCGGCGGUCCUCAAGGAGCUGGCCGUCUCAUCAUUAUUGCAUCGAUGAUCCUUUCCUUCGAGCUUCCGUUUGCUCUAAUUCCGCUACUCAAAUUCAGUAGCAGCAGCACCAAGAUGGGCCCCCACAAGAACUCCAUAUACAUCAUUGUAAUCUCAUGGAUAUUGGGCCUCGCAAUCAUCGGCAUCAACAUCUAUUAUCUUAGUACGGCCUUCGUGGACUGGCUAAUUCACAAUAAUUUACGUAAAGUUGCAAAUGUUUUCAUCGGGAUCGCUGUGUUUCCGUUAAUGGCUGCCUACAUUGGUGCUGUUAUUUACCUAAUGUUUCGAAAAGACAGGGUUGUCACUUACAUUGAACCCGAGAAGGAUGAUGCUAUAGCGCAAGCCCAUUUGGAAAUUGGGCUUAAUAAUUCUUUUGGGCCUGGUGACAUCACUCCAGUGCCUUUCAGAGAGGAUUUGGCCCAUAUUCCACUACCAGAGUAGAAGACCUAAUAUGGGCUUUAGUGCCGUCAUGGCCCACUGUUUUUUUAUUUGCUUGUGCGUGCAUCUACUUUCAAAAUCUUCCG
Messenger RNA from Cucumis melo (muskmelon), 1610 nucleotides. RefSeq names its product metal transporter Nramp5-like. Bases 1 to 1527 code for a protein of 508 amino acids. Gene Ontology annotation, biological process: metal ion transport. Gene Ontology annotation, cellular component: membrane. Gene Ontology annotation, molecular function: cadmium ion transmembrane transporter activity; manganese ion transmembrane transporter activity. The record is from RefSeq and is a predicted model, not a curated record. The transcript is spliced from 12 exons. Lineage: Eukaryota; Viridiplantae; Streptophyta; Magnoliopsida; Cucurbitales; Cucurbitaceae.